GGAUUUCGGUUUGUUUUCAUUUCAACUUCGUGUCCAUGGUUCAUUCCAUUUUUUGCAUCGGAGGCGCGCAUUUCGAUUAAAUUCGGAAGUGCGCUAUGUUUCGUUAACCGUUCAGAACUAAAAACACGAUAAACUUAAACCCCUACUAUAGCUCCAGAACAAACCUACAACCCAGCAGUGAAAACUAACCCAUAGACAGUGCUUGCUAUUUUAAAAACUCCACAAAUCUAUCGUUAUUUUAACCAAAACCCUGUAAGCAGUCAAUAAAACUACGUGAAAUUACGCGUGAAUCGAAAAUCGUACGAGUACUUAAUCAUCAUCGAAGGCGAGUGUUGAAAAGUGUUCCGAGGUCAAUGUUUCUGUUUCUGCUGCUGGCAACGCAUCGCUCGAGUUAAACAAUCUGCAGCCAGUUCACCGAGCAGGCCGAUAAAGGACCACCCACUCAAACUGCUGAACUCGAUUGGGACUAAAUAGGAGUCCAAACUCGAAACCCGAAACCCGAAAGCCAGCCAAACCAAUUGGACGCCAACGCCAAUUUUAACUACUGUUGGUGGCGCCAGCAGCGAAUAGCGAAUAAUUGAAUCAUAAAGGACACGGACGGGCCACCGAAAGGAUCCAGAUCCAGAAUUCAGGAUCAACAAAGCCGAGCAAAUAAUUGCUGUAUAGUAGUGUGCACGCGGCCCCAGCAUUUUCGCCCCAUUUCCGGUUCCGGCGGAGGGGGAGCGGCCCAUUGGCAAAGAAGGCAGAGGCAGGAGCCGAGGCUGCAGGGAAAUGACAGCCGUCCUGCUUUAAUUAAAGCCGGGACGUGGGCGUGGUCGUGGCACGGGCGUGGGGCGUGAGGCGUGAGGCCCGAAAGUGUGCGCUGCAAUAAAAGUAGGAAAUUGAAACGCAAUGUGGCUGAUGCCGCGGACCGUGGACAACGCAACAAAGUGGACGAAAUUGCUUUUGGAACAGAAGCGGAUAGCUGGAGCAGCCGGAGCAGCGGCAGGGAAGGCAUUAAUUUUGAUUAAAUUCACCUGAACACAAUUUCAUGCAAAGCAACCAAACAACUACCAACUACCGAGUGAAAUAUUAGCCCAAAUAGAAGAAAAGGUAGAGCACAUUUUAAGCGUAUAUUUCAAGCAGCCUGGUGAGUGGUGUGCAUGAAACUCACUCCGUGGAGCAGCAGGCGGCAUCUUGUGGUAGAGUCGGUUUUGCGUGCCGCAGGCAUUGCAACAGCCACACAUGAACACGUCCCUGUGACAGGAGGAGGUGUGGCGAAGGAGCAGGCGGCGACGGCGUCGGCGAAGAGGAAGGCGAAGUCGGGACCCCAGCCAAACAGCAUAAUUUCGUCAACGGCAGCCGGUUGAACUGUCGUCGACAGGGCGCACAACCCACCGUUCCCCACGGGAACCGGAACCCAGAACCCGAAUCCCGUAUUCCAACCCAAGCCCAGCCCACAUCGUCAUCAGCAGGAGCAGGAGCGGCGGCGUCCCUGUCACAGUCAGCCACGCUUGUCAGCCAGGAUCAGAAUCAGGAAUCAGGAACCGGAGCAGGAAUAGAAACCCUAGCCCAAGCCCAGACCCAGACCCAACCCCAACCCCAGGCCAUUCCACUGCAGCACCAGCGCCCCGAUGAAUCUGCUGUGCUGCUGUUGUUGCAGUAACAUGGCACCAAACCAGCGCGUCACACGCAAAUGGGAACUGUUUGCCGGACGCAAUAAAUUCUACUGCGAUGGAUUGCUAAUGUCCGCACCGCACACAGGCGUCUUCUACUUGACGUGCAUCCUGAUUACCGGCACCAGUGCGCUCUUCUUUGCCUUCGACUGCCCCUUCCUGGCGGACAGCAUAAAUCCGGCCAUUCCGAUUGUGGGAGCGGUCCUCUACUUCUUCACGAUGAGCUCCUUGCUGCGCACAACCUUCACGGAUCCGGGCGUCAUACCGCGCGCCUCCAACGACGAGGCCGCCUAUAUCGAAAAGCAAAUUGAGGUGCCAAACUCGCUGAACAGCCCCACAUAUCGACCGCCGCCCCGGACCAAGGAGGUCCUGGUCAAGGGCCAGACGGUCAAGCUGAAGUACUGCUUCACCUGCAAGAUCUUCCGGCCGCCGAGGGCCUCUCACUGCAGCCUGUGCGACAACUGCGUGGACCGCUUCGAUCACCACUGUCCCUGGGUGGGAAACUGCGUGGGCAAGCGGAACUAUCGGUUCUUUUAUUUGUUUCUAGUCUCAUUGGCAUUUUUAGCUGUAUUUAUAUUCUCGUGCUCUGUGACGCAUUUAGUUUUAUUGAUGAAAAAGGAGCAUGAGGUCUUUAAUGUAAUCAAGAAGGCGCCCUUCACUGUGAUUGUUGUGUUCAUUUGCUUCUUCUCGAUAUGGUCGGUGAUCGGCCUCGCCGGCUUCCACACCUAUUUGACGACGAGCAACCAGACGACCAACGAGGAUCUCAAGGGAUCCUUCUCCUCCAAAGGCGGUCCACGCACCCAAAAUCCCUACUCGCGAGGGAACAUCUGCCUGAAUUGUUGCCACAUCCUGUGCGGACCCAUGACGCCCUCGCUGAUCGACAGACGCGGCAUCGCCACCGACGAGUGGCAGCAGAUGCAGCACCAGGCGAGUCCGCGGCACGCACUGAGCGACGUGCUGAGUGCCUCGCACAUGGUCACCACCUCGCAGCCCAUGAUGGGCGUGGGUGGGAUCGGUGGUGCCGGCGGCGGGAUCAGCAUUGGUGGGGCGGAGCUGAAGCCCCGGUUCUACGACGAGUCCAAUCCCUCCUCCUCGACACUGGAGGGCAACGGAGGUGCCAUCAAUGGCCAUGGCAACGGCCAUGGGAAUGGCCACGGGAAUGGCCAUGGCAACGGCUUCGACCAUCCGCCGCCCAGUUACGACCUGGUCCAAAACGGUAAGUCCCGCAAGCAGCACCAGCAGCGCUGCUCCCUGCAAACCCUGCUGCCCGCCAGUGCCCAGCAGCAGUUCAAGGCCAGCAAGCACAAGCACAAGCAGCUCAAGCAGCACCUGGUGGCCGCCGAGCUGCAGCAGCAGCACGAGGCGACCGGUCUGGGUCCCGGGAUGGGUCCCAAUUCGCCCUCGCUCCUGCGCUCGCCGGCCACGUCCUCCUCAUACCGGUUGAACCUGAAGCGAUCGCUGCACCUGCCGCUAACACCGUCGUACGACGACGUUCGUCACUCGCCGCUCCCGCUGUUGCACCAUCAUGUCCACGCCCAGCAGACCACCGCCAUUGGCAGUGUGGCGGCAGCGGCAGCGGCGGUGGCUUCGGGCGCCAGCGGUGGAACUGGUGGCUCCUCCUCCUCUGCCGCCACCACCACCGCGCCCACAUCGGUGUCCGUGUCGCUGGCCACGGCUCCGCCGCCGCUGGCGCCGCGACGACCGUCGACGCUGCAGCUGCAGGCCAGCGGAGCGAUGUCCGCCAGCAACAGCACCCUGACCACCAUACACACCACGGCGCCCCAGCCGCCGGCACCGACGGAUUUCAAGUACUAUUCGCCGCAACGCAGCACGGACUCCAAUCUGAUGAGGAACUAUCCGUUUCCGAAGCAGGCACGCGGCAUGCGUCGCCAGUCGACGAUGUCGGUGGACUCGCAAAAGGUCAAUAUCGCCGGCUAUCAGCCGCUGCCCAUGAGGAAACCCUAUAAGCACCAGGAGGUCAUGUUCGAGCUGAAAUCGCCGACCAACCGGCUGACAAUUCGCGAGUGCGACUUUGGCGGUGGCGGUGAACCCUGCGAUGACGAUCAGUCGAUCAAGGACAGCCAGAUCUUUCGUGUUAGUAAACGAAAUCUUUAUAUGAAUCACCGGUCGCCGUGGAAGGAGCGCGACCGCUACUCGAAUCUCUACGAGUAUUCGUUCAACAUCGAUCUCAACUCGAUCAUCGAGGAUGCGGCGGGCAGCGACUCGUCCUAGUACGCAGCAGCAGUCCGCUGCUCCGCCGCCCCAGGCCAUGGCCACGCCCACUCGGUCCGCUUCCGACUGCUAUCCGUUGUCCGGCGGUUCGGUGGCGGGGCCCGCCUCCAAGUCAUCCUCCUCGAUCGGUUGUUGGGCGCUGUACAUAUGGCCGGGUGCGGAUCUGGCUACGGAUCUCCACCCUGGCCAGCCCUAUUCCUACUGCUUCCACGCUUUUGCUAAGGCGACCCACUCAGAGGUCCAGUUUUUUUUGGAGCUUGCAUCCCGAACUAUGGACUCGAGUGCAGCAAUUCGAAUAUUAUUUAAUUAGGUCUUCGUUUAGGCUUUUAUGUGAGGGCUUAACUAGGUUUUAAAUGUUUUUCGUUGGCUAGUUUGCAAUGUACAUACUUUAAUCAAGGCUGCAAAGCGUUUUGGAACCGAACUCUUGGGAAAAGUUCGGGUUUUUCAAAAUUAAGAGGUUUUAAAAACAUACUUUAUGGAGAGAAAUUAAAUCAAAUUGUUUUUAAAAUAUAUACAUUGACUCGAAAGGUGGUAAAAGAAAGUAGUUAUCACAAAAAGCACCUUCUUAAAUACCCGUUUUUAGGUAAGAAAUUUGAAAUAUGCUUUUAUAUUUCACAACUUGCUUUAGAAUAAUUAAUAUUCUGGCAAGGUUGAUUUUAAAUUGCUUAAAAAUUCGGAUAAAAUCGUAAUAUAUACAAAGAAUACUCCAGAUUUAACCACUGAAUCCAAUUUGUUUUAGCCCUUAUAAAAUCAAACGCUUUGGUUCCGACUUGCAAAGUAAAUAUUUUGCUCAACUGAACAUUGAGGGCCAACGGAGCGCAUAAAUUUAAAAGUUUGCAGCCUUGAUUCUAACUUUGAGGGAAUCUAUCACAGUCUGAUUGUGGCACAUUUGUGAGACUCACUUGGCUUCCAUGAUGCGCUUAGAUGCUAGAGAACUGUAACUGCCUGAAAUCCGAAUUUGUGUUUGUUGCACCCUUUGUAGAAGUCGAACUUGUAUGAUUUUUGUUUAAAUGUUUGAAAACCCCCCGCUCCAACCGCUGUAGUCUCCCCCCAACCAACUUGGUUCAUAGAAACUUUUGCGUUUAUAUAGCACCUGCUUCCCAGGCUAGGUGCGUCGGAUCUCCCCUGCUGCAAAUGCGAUUGCAAUAGGGGCGAUGCGGCGCCAGGGGCCGCAAAUGCCACCCGUGUACAUGUAUCCACCUUGGUCUACGUCCCAGCGCCGCCACCUCCAAUAGUGAAGACACCAACUAACCAAGCAACCAAGCAACCAAGCAACCGAGCAACCUACUAACCAGAACACCAGAAAACCAAAUAACCAGUAAACCUAGCAGCCAACCAACAUCCCAAGCCAAGCAUGUUUGACUCUGUUCGCCUAGUAAAACGCUUAAGUUUUGAUUUUUGCCGGGAACCUCGUGAGAAUCCCACGGCUGAAUGGCCUGUAAAUGUACAUCGCAGUCACUUGGGCCCUGAGUUGAAUAGUUUUUGAAUAAUUUGGAAGGUUUCAACCGAACGAAAACUUUAACUUGCGAUUAGAAGAUGGUGCGGAUGGUGCACUUAGCAAAACACUUAAUGAGCCAAAAUAACUGCCAUUUAUCGAAGCAACAUUUUGUUAGGACUUUUUUCAUUUUUACAAUGAAAAUUACAAUUAAAAUUUAUUGUAAAACCGUAAACUAAACAUGGAAUUCAAUAAGAAUUUGAUAAACUAUGUAUCAGUGUUAAGGGUGUCAUUUUUAAACUACUAGAGGAAUACACAAAAUUGUUGCAAACGGAUCGGAAAGUAUCAAAUAUCGAAAUAAUAAAUUAAUCUUGAAUAUUGGAACAUUGCCAAGUGACUGCUGCAAAUAAUUAGCAAUAAAUCGAAAUACCAGACAAUGCGUUGAAAUUGAAAUGCGAAAUGAAAACAGAAAUUGAAAAUAUUUAUACCUAGUUGUAAUAGUUGAGAGCACUCUCAUUCUCGGGCAGCAGAUUGCUGGACUUUUUGGGGAGGUGAAAAUCGUAAAGCUUAUUAGCGUACAUAUUGUGUAAGCCGGCUUAAAGAAAUAAUUGCGGCUCGAGAGCCGCCUACAAGGCUUUAAAUCUUGAGCAUUAACAAUAUUAUGGGUUCCUUUUAUAAUUAAUUGCAAGUGUAAUACGCAUUAGCGAGGUAAUUGAAGUUGUAGGUAGCUAUAUAUAUUAUAUAUACAUUUCAUGCUAGCUCAAGGCAUGGAAUCGAGUGUUAACUGAUGGAAAAGUAAAUUUAUAUACUUAUAUAUACACACAAAAUAUGUAUGGUUAAAUGUUGGGCAAUAAAGUGUAUCUAGCGUAUGUUCGAAAUUGAUCCGAAUGAGAUGAUCUAUAACUAAAGUAUAAGUACUAAUCCCGAUGUUGAAGCGUAUCGCAACCUUUCAGGAAGAUCGUGAGGCCUACUUGCGAUCCUGAACGAUUAUUGGAACCAUAUGUAUGAAUCCCCCGAAGAAUCACCCGCACACAUAGACACCCUCUGGGGGCCUUGGGCUUGAAGCUUCCGAUUUUUGGUUCCCCUCCUCCCCCAUUUUCCACAUCUUGCCCAUCUUUAGGUUACCUGAUUUCGAUACUGACUACUGGCAAGGGGCGCACACAUCCACCAAAAGCUAUAAACCAAACCUCCUCCUCUUGAUUUAUCGCACACUAAUGUCAAACUCUUUCUGUAUCUUUCAACUUGACUCUCUGCGGGAAAAAAACAAACAAACAAUACUUGCAAAUUUGUGUCUGUAACUAUUUUGUGAAACUAACCGAAACCGUAAAAAUCCAAAACAAAAACUGCAAUUGAGCGAAAGUUGUCGAGGGCCGCUUAAGACUAGAGUAAAAAUGCAUUUUAAGCCUUAAUUGGGUGAGUUCUCUCCUAAUGCCACAAAACGUUUAAUUGUUGUAUGUACCAAAAAAUAACCGAAAACCGAAAAAUUUAACCCAAGCUUUAGAGUUUCGUUUGAACUUAGCUACACCGCAUACAUAAUAUAUAUCCCCAUAACUUUGAGUUCACUUUCCUGUUGCUUAAGCCGCCAGUGCGAAAUGGCUGAUAUUCAUUUGAUGUUUGAUUAUGUUGCUCAUGCCGAUUCGUAUCCAUCAAAUAGACCACAAAGGAAUCACCCGAAACCCACACAAUAUGCAAAACACCUUUCCGACACCCCUCCAAGAACACAACCAGAAAUUCAAAGUUUAAUAUGGUACUUAGCGAUUAUUUAUUGGCAAGCUGCAGUUGUAUACACCCACUAAUUGUACUCACAACAUUUUGAAAGCAUGCUUUAAAUUGUUCAAUUGGCACCGACUUACCCACCGAAUCCAUUAUCCAUUAAUUAGCGCCUAUUUUCUGGCUUUAUUUGCGCGUACUCUCCGCUCCGCCGUUUGUCAUUUGAUUUUCCAUUAUCGUAGUUUAUUGAUUUAAGAGCUUAUCAACUGAUGAGUUUCGAAUUGAGUUGAUUUCACCCAGUUCUGAGCCCCACUUCCGCCGGAAGUAAGCGGUUUCUGGACGAAUCCGUACUGCCAUUACAUGUGUAUCUCGUUCUGUUCAACAGACAAACCGUAUUUAAUUUAAUUACGCUUUUAAUUUACCGCCCUUUUUUUGCAGCAUUUAUGAUUAUUUGCAUAUUCGAAACUGUUUUAUUUUCCCACAGCUAAACCAAACCGAAUCAAAACAAACCAUCAACGACCACCACUAGCAAAAGAGCAAUAAAAACCACUAGAUAAAAAUGCUCCAAAUUGAAAUUCGAAUUUUAAAUUAGUUGGCAAAUUUGUUGUAAUGAGCAUUUGAAUAUUUUACAAGCAUUAAUUAAACAUACAAAAGAAGCAAAUUAAAUACCACACACUAAUCACAACCAUCCGUUUCGCCCACUCUCCCCGUUUCCGUGUCGUUCGCAGGUAAUUCCAAUAGUCUAGCUCAGUUGGUGGACAACGAGAUACCG
Molecule: messenger RNA, 7804 nt
Organism: Drosophila biarmipes
Lineage: Eukaryota; Metazoa; Arthropoda; Insecta; Diptera; Drosophilidae
Gene: app
Product: palmitoyltransferase app
Exons: 11
Coding region: 1614-3887 (757 amino acids)
Biological process (GO): peptidyl-L-cysteine S-palmitoylation; protein targeting to membrane
Cellular component (GO): Golgi apparatus; endoplasmic reticulum
Molecular function (GO): protein-cysteine S-palmitoyltransferase activity
Source: RefSeq, a predicted model, not a curated record